UCAGCAUCUCUCUGGGCAACACAAGACACUGUACUUUAGCUCAAGAGUAAGGGCGGGUGCUGUUCUGAGUAACUUCUUUCACCCGAGUCAGAUCAUUUGGCCAUUCUUUGGAGUCCUGUAACUUUUUUGAAAAAGGCGUUCACAUUUCACAGCUAGAGAAAGUUUAUACGCCUCAAUUUCAGGUCGUUCAUGAAGUAUAAUAAUAUAUACCGUAACCCGCCACCAUCUCCCUUUCCCUACAGAAGAUAUAGGGGGGCGGGAGCCCCCGCAGGGGCUGGGCCGGCGUACUGUGGGGCCCGCACCCCGCUCCUUCCAGCUGUGCCCGGGUUUCCUUCCGCCUGUUCUCUAAGCCUGGAGCUUCCCAGCAGCUUCUUCGGGCCCAUGGCUCUGUCCCCGUCAGCAGAGGAAGAGGAACUCCUAAUUUCCUCUUCCUCAUUCUUCAGGGCGGGUGUGGGCAGGCUGGGCCGCAGCCAGCAGUGCGCAGGCGGGUGACUCAAACCACAGCUGUGUGCAGAGCCAGGGCCCCUCCCCCGGGCCCGUGUCUCCACGCCUGCACGCCCCGCUGUCACCGCCUCCUGAAAACAUCCCGGCCGAGAUAAGGCCCCUGCUGGCAGCAGCAAGGCCCGCCCCGCCCCUGAGCACCCCUGGGAGUGACCCCCCCUAUGGCAGCUGAGGACUGGCGGGCGUGGGGAGGGGAGAGUGAGGAAGGGUCACCGUCCUGCUCCCCCCCCCCCGCCCUCCCAGGUGGCUCAGCACGCUGCACUCGGAGGGCAGCCUGCCGUCGGCCAUCCAGUGGCUGUCCAUGUUCGGGCCCAUCCGCUCCGUGCGCAGGUACGGCCGCGACAGCGCCGUGGUGGUGUUCGAGGACCUGGGCUCGGCCUGCCGGGCCAUGAGCGCCUUCGAGAACCGCGUCCCCGACAGAGGCCUCCUGUGCGCCUGGCACCCGCGCUUCAUGAGCAGAGCCGUGAAAGUGCCUCAGCGGGACUCUAAGGAGACAGAGAAGGCUGAGCCCACAGCAGCGGGCGCAGGAAACGGGAGCCCGGGGCCCGCCCAGCCCGAGCGGCAGCCGGCCACUGUGUGAGCGGGACCCGGCCGGCCGGGACGCCCGGCGCGGAGCACUGUGAGUAGGACCCUGCGAGUGAAGCGGACGCUCAGGGCAGGCUCCGGCCUCUCCGACCCGGUGCUCCUGCAUCGGGGGGCCCAGGCCCCUCGCGGGCUCCAGGUACGGGAAGGUGGCGCUUGACUUGGCCCCGCAGGGAGCAGCGACUCAGCACCCCAGGACUGGGCCGUGGGGAGGCGUGUGCUGGGCGCGGCUGAGGCCCCCGGCUGCUCCGGGCACCAAAGCAAGCGUCAUUCCCUGCUGUGUGCAACAGCCUGGGGGCCACUCUCAGCGCUGCUCAGGGGACAGGCCAGCCACAGUGCUCAGGAGACACCGGCCCGGCCCUGUGAGCAGCCGACGGGCCCCGUCCCACAGGCCACCGCCCUGCCACUCACCUGGGCCCCGACUGCACAGGCCUCGCGGACAGAGAAAUGGUCGCCAGGGGUGGGUCCAACCCACACUUAACGUGGCCCUUAGCCCGGUGCUUUCGGGGACAGACCCUACAGAAUUAAUUUCUCUCCACGGCUUCUUCUUUCGGUAUCUCUCCCUGAUUUAAAAGUGAACCUUCGGGGCUGGAGUGAUAGCACAGCGGGUAGGGCGUUUGCCUUGCACGCGGCCGACCUGGGUUCGAUUCCAGCAUCCCAUAUGGUCCCCUGAGCACCGCCAGGAGUAAUUCCUGAGUGCAGAGCCAGGAGUGGACCCCUGGGCAUUGCCAGGUGUGACCCAAAAGGCGGGGAGAAGGGGGGGAGUGAACCUUUAAGGGCCGGAACAGUACAGCAGAGGGCGUUUGCCUCACAUGCGGAUGACCCGGGUUCAAUCCCCUCGGACCUCCAGGAGUGACUCCUGAGAGCAGAGAGCCAGGAGUCACCCCUGAGAAUCACCGGGUUGACCCCCCUCCAAACCAAAUCAAACCAGGAAAAAAUAAAAAGGGCCUUGGAUGGGGCUGGGGAGAGAGGGCGGGAGGGCGCUCGCCUGCACACGGCUGACGGUCCAGGCCCCAGCGUCCCACGGGGUCUCCCGGGCCUGCCAGGGCUCAGCCCUGCGUGCCACCAGGUGGGCCCCAGCCAACCCGAAGCAAGCGAGGGGCCUGUGAAGGGGCUCGAAGCCCCGCGG
This is a messenger RNA of Sorex araneus (European shrew), 2212 nucleotides long. RefSeq names its product testis expressed protein 56-like. The record is from RefSeq and is a predicted model, not a curated record. NCBI's taxonomy places the organism in Eukaryota, Metazoa, Chordata, Mammalia, Eulipotyphla, Soricidae. Bases 803 to 1081 code for a protein of 92 amino acids. The transcript has 2 exons.